This is a messenger RNA of Platichthys flesus (European flounder), 2165 nucleotides long. It is a transcript of the gene sowahab, whose product is annotated as sosondowah ankyrin repeat domain family member Ab. The record is from RefSeq and is a predicted model, not a curated record. The coding region runs from base 431 to 1798 and encodes 455 amino acids. Gene Ontology annotation, molecular function: protein binding. The transcript has a single exon. NCBI's taxonomy places the organism in Eukaryota, Metazoa, Chordata, Actinopteri, Pleuronectiformes, Pleuronectidae.
GCUGAUGUCAGCAACUCGUGUACCAAACAUUUUCAUCGACUUUCCCCGAGUUGUUCCGAGAAUCUUCCCAGCCGGGAAGUUCAUGUUCCGAUAUCCUGACGCCCCAUGAACGCACAAUGGGAGAAGUUUGACAAUCCUGCAACAACAGCGACUCAGACAAGUUUCAUCUCAAGACAGUUCAAGGUCGCUCGAAGGAACUUUUACGAAGGCAGUCUCCCAGCAACGCGACCCUCAUGGCAGAGGAACUUCUGAAGUGUUUGAGGGUCGUAAUGAAAACCGGGUGAGAAUGUGGAGGCGCCGGAAGCGGCAGCAGGUUGGUGGAGGACAGAGGAGCCGGAGGAGGAGGGGGAGCGGAUAGAGAGGAGAUUAUCCCCCGGGCUUCAUCUGAACUGUCCGCCGCCGCUUGUCAUAUUUUCUUCUCCUGGACAAAAUGGCUCUGACCCAGGAGUCCGUCCUGUCCUUUUUACUGGAGCACGGAGGGAAGGUGCCGAACUCGGAGCUGGUGAACAAUUUCAGGAGCCAGAUCAACUGCAGCGAUCCCGCGGAAAAGCUGCACAAUAGAGACCUGUUCAAGAGGCUGGUGAACAGCGUCGCUGUGGUCAGACAGAUCGACGAGGUAAAGUUUGUGGUCGUGAAGAAAAGGUACCAGGACUUUGUCAGAGAGCACGAUGCAUCGCCCGAAACGCCUCUGGACCUCAGUUUCUCCGGCUGCACAUCUCCUCAUCGAGCCGAAGCAGCCAGGAUGAUCUAUACCGACAUUGAAAACAACAACAUAGACAGCCCACUUAACACGUAUUGCAAUUAUGGUGGUGAUGGCAAGCAUGUGCCUGCAGGGAGUGUGCGGCAGAGAAUACCGUUAUCCAGGAGUCGAAGCAGCGUUGACUCAUCCACUGUCAAAGUUUUAAAUAUCUCCGGAGAUCAUGAGAUCAAAGCAAGGAAAUCUGGCGCUGUAUUCGCUGUGAUAGCAGUGAAAUCCCCUCAGAGAGACCCUGCACCAGCAGCACAUGGAUCACAUUACCAAGUGCAUGGGCAUGAACCUCCAGGCAAAAGAACCACUUCGGUAAUGAAGCCUUCUCCACCAUCAGUAACUCUACAUUCUAACUUUCCAGCAUGCAAGAAGGAUGCAGUGAGGGGACAUCAAGUCCAGAAAACCAGACAAACAGAGGACCUGCAGCCUCCGGGGUUUCCCCAGACGAGGCCCCAAAACAAGACAACAAGACCACCAGAAGAUGCUAAGGACACCGAGUCUGUGCCUCUGGAGCCAUUAGCUCAUGAGUGGUUGGUGAAGUGUGCCGCCGGACUGUGGGGGCAGAUCCAUGCUCUGCUGCUGAAGGACACACGGUUGGCACAGAAGAAAGACUUCAUGUCAGGUUUCACAGCGUUACACUGGGCCGCCAAGGAUGGCAACGGCGAGAUGAUACACAAGCUCAUGAAGAUCUCCAGAAAGAGAGGCACUUACAUCAACGUCAACAGCAAAUCACACGGAGGAUACACUCCUCUACACAUCGCAGCCAUGCACGGCCACACUCAGGUGAUGGUUCUGCUCGUGCAGAGGUAUGGAGCCAGUGUUAAUGAGAGAGACAAUGCCGGUAAGAAGGCCUUUGCCUACCUGGGUGAAGAUGUGUCAGCUGAGGUCAGAGCACUUCUGGGAGGACUGCAGCCGGCUAAGUACAGGGAGAGGACAGAGGAAGACGACUGCAGAGAGCACCCCAAAGGCCUCAACACUAUAAGUAAACUGUUUCAGCCUCACAUAGGGAGGAAACACAAGACUACAGCAAAGUUUGCUCACGACUGGUGACAGAGACAUGGAUCACAUCCAUCAGUAAGCUGAACAAUAUCAAGAUUGAAAAAGACAAUACUCUUAUUUGUAUAUUCUGUAAAUAUAAAACAACCUAAAGCAUUGCUAAGUAUAUGGUUUGGAUCAAUUUGUUUUAUUUUCAAAUGUGUAGUCUCUCAGUAUUCAUCACAAACUCUAGGUUUCCUUUACAGUAUAUCACUACUAUUUAUGACUUGCAUUUAUACUUAACAAUGAUUUUUCAACAAUUUAACAUAUUUCAAUAGCACAAUCUGUAAUAGUGACCCUGUACAUAUGCUAAUUUCCCAGGUGGUAUUAAAUCCUUCAAUUCUUGAUUCAUGAAAUCAGAGUUUAAGGAAAUAUUGGGAAA